Messenger RNA from Dentiscutata erythropus, 156 nucleotides. Lineage: Eukaryota; Fungi; Glomeromycota; Glomeromycetes; Diversisporales; Gigasporaceae. The record is from the annotation of a GenBank genome assembly.
AUGGAUCGGCUAACAACUUCUCAAGCCGAUCAAAAUGGCUUGGCUCCAAAGCCAUGGUUAAAGCUUCAAAGCCUUAGUAGAGUUUCAAAACCAUGGUUAAACUGGCUUAAUUGUCAGCUUAUCAUUCUAUUUUUGAAUUCGAUACCCAAACUGCUG